Messenger RNA from Triplophysa rosa, 3594 nucleotides. It is a transcript of the gene arhgap9, whose product is annotated as Rho GTPase activating protein 9. Gene Ontology annotation, cellular component: cytoplasm. The transcript is spliced from 20 exons. Gene Ontology annotation, biological process: regulation of GTPase activity; signal transduction. The record is from RefSeq and is a predicted model, not a curated record. Bases 175 to 2673 code for a protein of 832 amino acids. NCBI's taxonomy places the organism in Eukaryota, Metazoa, Chordata, Actinopteri, Cypriniformes, Nemacheilidae. Gene Ontology annotation, molecular function: protein binding; phospholipid binding.
CUGAACUGAGAGAGUCUGAGCUCGAGAAGCGUCUGAUUUAAUGACAGAGCGCGCGCGGAUGCACCUGCACUUACCGAACAUGGCACAUCUGGCGUCGUCCAGCGCUGACAUGCUUUCGUCCAGCACCGGUGGUAUCUGUUGUCGACUCGUGCGUGCUCUCCACCACUGAACAUCAUGCUGUCCGGCAGCUGGCGUCGGGGGACCAUCAGCCCGACGGGGGGUAAAAGUGGGUCAGGAUCCAGACUGGGGAGUACCGUGAUUCUUGAAGCGCAGUAUGACUACUCGUAUCGCGGGACGGAUGGGCGUUUGGUCUCCAUACAUGAGGGCGAGCGCUUUGUGCUGCUGAAGAAGACCAACGCUGACUGGUGGCAGGCUCGGAAGAUCGGGGUGGGCGUGAAGGUGAAGCCCAUAUACGUGCCGGCCACGUACGUCAUAGAGUUGCCCGUCAGCUCGUUCCGCGCCUCGCUGCCCUGCAGCCAAUCAGAAUGUGGCAGUUUCAAGAUGAUCCCGCGGGGGUCCUUGAUACCUUGCAUGCAACCACACGGUACAGUGCCUAACAAACACUUCUGUCGCUCUAUGGAGAAUCUGAGCAACGGAGCUUUGAGGGACAAACACGCCGGUGGAGUUUUACAUCGAGUACACUUCCCAACGGGUCACCUCACGGUUCCGGGUGGGUUGUUGAGUCCCGGCGGCCCGAUCGCUCGCAGUCAGAGCUCCAGUAACCUCCCUCAGAACCCGUAUCAGGACACAAACCGCCUCAGGCCCGGCACGACCGGCCCUACUAAAUCAUACAGCGAGUGGGACGUGACCAGCGGCACACGCAGACACACCGAGGGAAAUAUACAGCUCUCAUCAUCAUCUUAUGCUUCUCAGUCGGAUCAGGGCAGGAGGCAGUGGACGGAGCCUCCUACACCGCUGCCGGGUCAAUGCCCCCUGCAGACGGUGCAGCUGUGGGAUCAGCACCGUGACCCGAGCACGGGGCGCUUUUAUUACGUUAGCAGCGUGACUAAAGAGCGUUCCUGGAAACCUCCACGCAGAGCCCGUGAUAGCCAUAACACAUCUGCUGCAAUGCAUUCUGGGGCGGUUCAGCGUGAUACCAGACACCUGUCACUUCCCUUACAGACUUCAGGAAGCAGCGCUAUACAAAGGCUGUCACCCAACUUCACCUACAUUACCCAUAAUGCAAAUGGUUGGCAGCUGAAUCAGAGCAUGCAGCUCGCGUCGUCGUCCGACGCUCUCAACUCCUCCUCUGCCACCUGUGACGACGCCCACCGCAGGAACUUUGAAUCAGUUGGGGGCGUGGCUCACAUGAACCACUCCUACUCCAUGUUCCUGCCGUCACAAACGCAGAGAGCAGCUUCAAACGGCAAGUGGUACUACAGGCUGGAGGUGGAAGCUCCCUCAUCAGACAGCUCACCGGACAACGAGGGCGUAACUCCGGAACUAGAAAAGGCCGGCCUGCUCAACAAAACCAAGAUCGCAGAAGGAGGCAGGAAACUGCGGAAAAACUGGAACCCGUCGUGGGUGGUUUUGGUGGGAAACAGUCUUGUGUUCUUCAAAGACCCCAAAAGCCAGAAUCCUGAAAGCUGGAAACCAGGUAACAGUCGUCCUGAGAGCAGCGUGGAUCUCAGAGGGGCUCAACUGCAGUGGGCCAAUGACCUGUCCAGCAAAAAAAAUGUCUUUAAGCUGAGGACAGUCACAGGAAAUGAAUAUCUGCUGCAGUCUGAGACGGACUCUCUCAUCAGAGAGUGGUACAUGACCAUCCAGAGAGUCAUUGACAGACUGGAUGCGGAGAACCCUCUGGAUAAUGUGUUGCUGUAUUCGCUGAGGAGAGCCGGUUCAGUGGAGAUGUUGGACCACAGCGGAGACGAGGAUGAGAAUCGUCUAGGAUACAAAGCAUCACUUCCACGCUCCGCAUCUAACUUAGAGAACUCUGAACGCAAGCGCGUGAAGAGCCGAUUGAAGAAGCUGAUUCUCAGAAGACCACCGCUGCAGACCCUUCAGGAGAAAGGACUUAUUAAAGAUCAGGUGUUCGGCUGCCGGUUGGAGCUGUUGUGUGACCGAGAGAAAUGCACCGUACCGCAGUUUGUCAGAAAGUGCACGGAGGCCGUGGAGAGGAGAGGCCUGCAGACGGACGGGAUUUACAGAGUUAGUGGGAAUCUAGCGACCAUUCAGAAACUUCGCUUUGCUGUCGACCACGAGCGUGCGGUGACCACAGACGGCCGAUAUCUCUUCCCUGAGGAUUUAGUGCAAGAGCGUUUGGAUCUGGAUGAUCCACAGUGGGAAGAUGUUCAUGUCAUCACCGGUGCUCUCAAACUCUUCUUCAGAGAACUUCCCGAACCGCUGGUGCCGUACGAGUUCUUUCAAGACAUGGUCGAGACUGUCAAAAUAUCUGAUUACCUGGAGAAGGUGGAGAGACUUAAACUUCUGGUCAUCAACAUGUCUUCACCGAACCACGACACCUUGAGACACAUGAUACGCCAUCUGACACGGGUCAUGGAAUGCUCCGACAGUAAUCGCAUGACGACUCAGAACAUUGGGAUCGUGUUUGGACCGACCCUGAUGCGUCCGGAGAACGAAGGAGGAAACAUGGCCAUUAACAUGGUGUAUCAGAACCAGGCCAUAGAGCUCCUGUUGAGCAAAUCCAAGCAGAUCUUUGCACCCGAACCUUGAACUUCAGUACAAUGGACAACAGAGCCUGACCUCACAGAACCUGGACACACACACACACACACACACACACACACACACACACACACACGUGCAGUUCAGUGUACUGAUACACAACAAGGAUGAACCCAUGAAUGUCAUCAUUCAACAGAAACCUGUACAUGAAAAGAUCCCCACAUGAAAAAAAUACUGUAGUACUUACUAUAGUAAACCAUAGGAAAUUGUGGUUUUCUAGAGUAUAUCAUAGUAUUUACCGUACUCUGUUAUUGUACACUUCAGCAUUCUGUGUUUACUAUAGUAAAUUGAUAAGCUGUAGUAAAUACUGUAGUAUCACUUUAGUAAUUAGGAGUUUUACUACAGUAAAUACUUAAGUAUACUACAGUAUUUUUCGUGUGGGUCUCAUGACAACAUUUCACCCCCAACUCAAGAGAAAAUGUGAUAUAUUUUGCAUUAUAUAAACGAUUUCAGACUUUUUGAGAAUUUAUUUUCAUGACAAUGAAGCACCUUUUGUCCUCAUUAGAUUCAAUAAUUGUAUAAUAAUAAUUGUUCAUUAAAAUGAAUGAAUGAAUCUUUUAUAACAAAUGCUAAGAAUUGUUUUGACUGCCCUUUUUCAGUUUGGGGUGAAAUGUGAUUGGACAUGUCCUUGACAGGUUUUGUGUGUGUGUGGUCUGUCCUUCUGAGUGCCUUUGAGUGUUUCAGUCUCAAAGCAUGUUUGAAUUUAAUGCACAAUACAGCAGAUGAGAGCCGUACGUGUCGCUCAUAAAGAUCAGCUCAGGUCGAAAGUUGAACUGAGUUUCGCUGCGCUCGAGUCAUUUGGUCGCCUUUUAAUGAAGAAAUAAAACCGGUUGCGUUUCGCUCCAAAAUGCGACGUCAUCCCGGUUGCUUUGUUCCAGUGCGGUUGUCAAGUGUGUGUGUGAUUCGUAG